AGCUAUGUAGAUCUUUCUAUUAACUCGUCCUUCCCCUCCAAUUUUCUUCUUUCCUCUUUCUCUCUACCCCACUUUCAUAAGAGAGAAACAAAGAAAGAAUCAAGAGAGAGAGAGAGAGAGAGAGAAGAAAUUGGUAUAUGGUACAAACCCAACAUUAACCAUCUCAUCAUCAAUUGGUAUAAAUAGGAGAGAAAGAGCAAGUUUGAUUAUUAUAAUUAUUAUAUCAGUUCUAGUUAUAGUUUCUUGCGAGUUUUAUGGCAAUUCCAGCAUCGGCAAGCUCAAGCAUGAGCCACAACGAUUCCAACACCGUUAACAAGCAUGGUGAUGACCAUGAUGAGCAUGAGCAAGACAUGGUUAUGCCUGGUUUUCGCUUCCAUCCAACCGAAGAAGAACUCGUUGAGUUUUACCUUCGCCGUAAGGUUGAGGGCAAGCGAUUCAACGUUGAACUCAUUACUUUCCUCGAUCUUUAUCGCUAUGACCCUUGGGAACUUCCUGCCAUGGCAGCGAUUGGAGAAAAGGAAUGGUUCUUCUAUGUCCCAAGAGACCGGAAGUACCGCAACGGUGAUAGGCCGAACCGAGUCACAACUUCUGGGUAUUGGAAGGCAACCGGAGCUGAUAGGAUGAUUAGAACAGAGAAUUCAAGGUCCAUUGGACUGAAGAAAACCCUAGUUUUUUACUCCGGAAAAGCUCCGAAAGGCAUCAGAACUAGUUGGAUUAUGAAUGAGUAUCGAUUGCCCCAGCAUGAAACUGAAAGAUAUCAAAAGGCUGAAAUAUCACUUUGCCGGGUUUAUAAGAGACCUGGAGUGGAAGAUCACCCCUCUCUCCCUCGCUCCCUUCCUUCGAGAGCAUCCUCGUCGUCGUCAAGACCGGGGGCGAGUUCAUCUCAGUCGUCCGAAAGAAAGCAGCAUAACACCAUUAACACGGUCAUGGAGAAACUCCAAGCUUUCGGAGGAGUACAAACACAGCAAAUAGAUGUGGAAAAGAUGAGCGAAACCGAUGGGAGUAUCAACUCCGAUGUCACCACAGCUCUCGGGCUCUCCAAGCACAACGCCACCACUGCCACUGCAGCCUACCGAGCUCUUGGAUUACAAGCUGCCGAAAUGGAGGCUGAGGAAGGUAUGCUUUUGCAGCACCAUCAUCACCACCAUAAUCAUCAUCAUCAGCAGUCAUCGAAGCAUCAAAUUUAUCCAUUAGUCCCACUCUUCACGGCGGUUUCUUCUUCGGUUUCAUCAUCAAAUGCCACCAUCGAUGAUCUUCAUAGGCUUGUGAAUUACCAGCAACCAACUAAUGAUCAUCAUCAUCAACAACAACAAUAUUACAAUGAGCACCAACAUCACCAUCAAACUCAACAACACUACACUCCACUGCCACCGCCACCGGAAGCGCAGCAGCAGCUAGGGCUCAACACUCUCCCCAACUCUCUUCCAACUGCAUUCUCCGACAGGCUAUGGGAGUGGAAUCCGAUCCCGGAGGGAAAUCGAGAGUACCCCAAUCCUUUCAAGUAACCAAUGAACUUCAUGCACACACACAUAUAUAUAUAUAUAUAUAUAUAUAGAAAUAUCUCCAAAAUGCUUAUGUUACUUAAUUUCUAAUGACUUAUCUUAGACUUUCUCAACUCGAUCUAAUGUUGUUAGGUUUCUGAAUAUGACUUAUGAUCAUUAUCAUGAUUUGCUAAUGCUUUGUUAGGGUUUUUGGGUUUAUAGGGCUUAUUUUGAUAUUAUUUGUGUACUACCUUUUUUUCGUUUCGGAUCCCAAACAUGUGAUUUAGGGUUCCAAUUGGUUGAAGAUUAAUCUUUUGUACUGGACAGACUAAAGAUUCAUCUAGGCUGUAGCUAGGUUUUCAACCCAAGGGAAUUGGUAGAAGUGUGAUCAUUUAGUGUUACUUUCCUCAAAUCUUGCGUUGUUUUUUAUGUACAUUUUAAAACAUAGAUUUUCCCUUUUAA
Molecule: messenger RNA, 1943 nt
Organism: Ziziphus jujuba (common jujube)
Lineage: Eukaryota; Viridiplantae; Streptophyta; Magnoliopsida; Rosales; Rhamnaceae
Product: NAC domain-containing protein 35
Exons: 3
Coding region: 255-1505 (416 amino acids)
Biological process (GO): regulation of DNA-templated transcription
Molecular function (GO): DNA binding
Source: RefSeq, a predicted model, not a curated record